UCCAAAACCAAAAUCCCAAGAUGGGCAACAGUCUGAAAACCAUACUUGCUUUUGUGCCCUCUAACAAGUGCCAGAAGUACCUUCUAGAAGACCUAGAAGAAAUGCCAGUGGAUAAAAUGGUCGAUCUGAGUGGCAGACAGAUGAGGCGGCUGCCUGUGCACAUUUGCUCUUUUAGGGAACUGGUUAAGCUGUACCUGAGUGACAACAACCUGAACCAUCUGCCCCCUGAGCUGGAGCAGCUGCAAAACCUGCAGAUUUUGGCACUGGACUUCAACAACUUCAAAGCACUGCCCCUUGUUGUGUGCACACUGAAGCAGCUGUGCAUCCUCUACCUGGGCAACAACAAGCUCUGCAGCCUGCCCCUCGAGCUCCGACUCCUGCAGAACCUCAAGACCCUCUGGAUCGAGUCCAACUGCCUGCAGUACCUGCCCGAAGUGGUGUGCGAGCUCAGCCUGCUCAAGACCCUGCAUGCCGGCUCCAACGCCCUGCGCACCCUCCCUCCCCAGCUGCAGUGUCUGCAGGAGCUGCGCACCAUCUGGCUGUCAGGAAACCUGCUGUCCGAGUUCCCUCCCGUGCUCCUGGACAUGCCCUUCCUGGAGGUGAUCGACGUGGAUCGCAAUUCCAUCCAGCUCUUCCCCAGCCUUGCUCACCUGCCCGGCCUGAAGCUGGUGAUCUAUGACCACAACCCCUGCAGGAAUGCACCCAAAGUGGCCAAAGGGGUGCGCAGGGUGGGCAGAUGGUCAGAGGAGACCCCCGAGCCCCGCAAGCGAUCGGGGGCGGUGAUAGAAAUCACGCUCGACAAGAAACCACUGCUACCUCCUGCCGCCAAGUCCGAGCCAGAAGCCGAGCCCUGCUGAGGCUCAACUGCCCCUUUUGGCCAAGGUGGCAGCGCACUCCCACCGC
Molecule: messenger RNA, 903 nt
Organism: Hirundo rustica (Barn swallow)
Lineage: Eukaryota; Metazoa; Chordata; Aves; Passeriformes; Hirundinidae
Gene: LRRC10
Product: leucine rich repeat containing 10
Exons: 1
Coding region: 21-857 (278 amino acids)
Molecular function (GO): protein binding
Source: RefSeq, a predicted model, not a curated record